Molecule: messenger RNA, 1359 nt
Organism: Trichoderma virens Gv29-8
Lineage: Eukaryota; Fungi; Ascomycota; Sordariomycetes; Hypocreales; Hypocreaceae
Exons: 4
Coding region: 1-1359 (452 amino acids)
Source: RefSeq, a predicted model, not a curated record
AUGGCGAAAUUCUUGCCGAUAUUGAUGCUGCUGCAGGUGCUCCAACAGGGCACUUGGGCGCAGACAUGCUCCAAUACACUCAACGUUACGUACCCCGCGCCGGUGGCGGCGAGUGGCUGGGAGUUUCGGCUUGUUGCGAAUGGCCUGGAGAGGCCCAGGGGGAUUGCCUUUGAUGAUGCUGGGGGGCUUUUGGUUGUGGAAUCGGGGGUUGGAUUGACGCAUUUGACGCUGAAUGAUGAGGGCGGGACUUGUUUGACGGUGAAGAGCAACAAGACGCUGAUUGCGAAUCAGAAUCUCAACCAUGGGCUUGCUCUCUCGGGCAGUGGCAAGACCGUCUACGUCUCCACGGCCGAGAGUGUCUAUUCCUUCGCAUAUGAUAGCCAGGCCAUCUCUGUCGACCUGUCUUCUAAUCUCACUCUUGUUACUAACAUGAGUAACUCGGAUCACACGACUCGUACGCUGCUCGUAUCCAAGAAACAGCCAGAUACACUUCUCGUUUCCCGCGGUAGCAACUCCAACGAAGAUGACGAUGCUCGUGAUAUCACAAGCGGGCAUUCUCAGAUCCGUAGCUACAACAUUACCAAGAUCGGGCCUGGGGAUUCGCCAUUCGACUUUCUCGAUGGCGAUCUCAUUGGCUGGGGGUUGAGGAAUUCCGUUGGCGUUGCUGAGCAUCCUUCUUCUGGAGGUAUUUGGUCUGUCGAAAACUCCGUCGACCAGCUUCAACGCCACGACCAGGACAUUCACCAAGAUAAUCCCGGCGAAGAGCUCAACUACCAUGGUGUUUUGGGUUCUAGCGAUCACCAGGGAGGCAAUUAUGGCUAUCCUGACUGCUAUACCGUCUGGUCGACAUCUGGGUUUCCUGACCUAGGGGAUCUCCAAGUUGGAGACCAGUUUGCUGACGAUGGAGCGCCAUCUAAUGUGACAGACCAAAGCUGCAACGCUGAUUUCGUUGCUCCUCGGAUUGCUUUCCAGGCGCAUUCGGCUCCCUUGGACAUCAAAUUCAGUCCUAAUGCCUCGGAGGCGUUUGUGAGCUUUCACGGCAGUUGGAACCGAAAUGAUCCUACAGGCUACCGCAUUGUCUCCGUUGCCUUUGACUCUGAUGGCCAGCCCACCGCUCUGCAGAAUAGCACUGGCGCUGUUACCGACAUCAUUACUAACCCAGAUCUUUCGAACUGCCCUAAUCAAUGCUUCCGUCCUGUAGGACUAGCUUGGGACUCUUCUGGCCGCCUGUGGUUCUCGUCUGAUGCCACUGGAGAGAUCUUUGUCCUCGAACGAACGAAUAGUACCGGAGCUGGUGGCGCAUCUUCUGGCGAUGGCAACAAUGCCGCGGGAGUCUUCUUGCACCCUCCAGAGUUGUAA